Messenger RNA from Raphanus sativus (radish), 1290 nucleotides. Its product is annotated as transcription factor MYB39-like. The transcript has 3 exons. The record is from RefSeq and is a predicted model, not a curated record. NCBI's taxonomy places the organism in Eukaryota, Viridiplantae, Streptophyta, Magnoliopsida, Brassicales, Brassicaceae. The coding region runs from base 60 to 1085 and encodes 341 amino acids.
CAUAUUUCAAUAGUCUUCAAGACAUUAGGGUCCAUAAUCAGAAGAUAUAUAUAAACAAAAUGGGAAGAUCACCGUGUUGCGAUCAAGACAAAGGCGUAAAGAAAGGACCUUGGAUGCCCGAAGAAGAUGACAAGCUCAUGGCUUAUAUACAUAAGAACGGUUAUGGGAAGUGGCGGUCAAUUCCUAACCUCGCUGGACUUAAUCGCUGCGGAAAGAGCUGCCGGCUCCGGUGGAUGAAUUAUCUCCGGCCUGAUAUCCGGAGAGGCGAGUUCACCGAUGACGAAGAGAGUACUAUCGUUAAACUCCAUGCCCUUCUUGGCAACAAAUGGUCAAAGAUUGCGAGUCAUCUCCCAGGAAGAACAGAUAACGAGAUAAAAAACUAUUGGAACACUCAUAUGAGGAAAAAAAUGUUGCAAAUGGGGAUUGAUCCAAUCACCCACGAGCCAAGAACCAACGAUCUUAGCAAUAUACGCGACGUUUCUCAAAUGCUUGCGGCGGCUAUUGGCAACGGCCAGUUUGGUAACAAUACUUUCUUCAACAACAACACUGCUGUGGAAGAUCUUCUCAAACUCCAGUUGAUUCAUAAAAUGCUUCAAAUCAUAACACCCAAAACCAUACCAAACAUCAAUAGCUUCAAUACCAACUCGUUGAAUACUAAACCGGAGCCGGUAGUCAAUAACAUCAAAACCAAUCCAGUGGAUCCUAAACCAAAGCUGGCGGCAGCUGGACAUCUGAAUGCUAUUGAACCACAUGUUUUCACAAACCAAACUGAGAAUGAAGAUUUCAUGCCAUCUUUUGAGGAUGUUUGGGAUUGUACUGAAGAUAACCAGCUUCCUGGUUUAGUUAUGGUUUCUCAGGAAAAUCUGAAUUAUUAUGGUGAUCAGUUACAUGAAGUCCCAUCUACUGGUUCGAUGUCGGUUACCCCUGAGGCAUCCGGGUUGAAUUAUCCCGGUAUGACUCAACAGUCAUCCGGUUCAGAUGUCCUAGAGGACUGGGAGAAGUUUCUUGACGAUGAAACAACUGACUCUUGCUGGAAAAGUUUCUUAGACUUAACGUCGCCCACAUCGUCGCCCUACCCGUGGUAGAACUGGAUUUUGUUCAAGUCGUAUAGUCAUCAUAGUUUUGAAGAUUCAUACACAAAAACGUUCGAAAAUAUUCUUAAUUUUUUUUGUAACAAAAUUAUUGAUUUAUAUGCUUGUAUUCAUUUUCUUGUAAAGGAUUGUUUGAAUUGUAUUUCUUUUAUUUGGUUUGUUUGUUUGUUGUGUAAAAGAAACACAUUGUAAUCACAUU